AUCGUUUCCACCCAAUCCCUGCAACCCUAACUAUCCGGGAAUUCUGGUUUUCCGCCCACACCUCCCUUGGGCUUUCACACCCUGGUGCGUUUGUCCAGGCUGUUUCCUCCUUUACUGUUCUCCUUCUGCUUCUCCAAGCUCAGAUGUCCUCUCCUCUGGGAUUCUGAUCUUCUCCAACUCCUCCCCAGUCUCAGACAGAAGGAAUGGCUCCCGGAUUUGUGUCCUGCUUUUUAAAAAAACACAACUCCAUAGAGCACUUAGUGCUCUGAGACUGGGGGUUGGGUUAACUCUUUCGUGCCUGCCUCCAAGAGUGGGGGGCUCUGGGGAUAGCAUAGCUGAGUCGCCCAUCACCCAGGGGAACCACAACAGUGCUGGACGGGAUAAAAUAGCCCUGAGCAGCGAGGGGUCCGGUUUAACCCUUAGAAACCCAGUCCUCUCCAGGUCGCAUCCGCCCGUGCCUCUUUCCCUCCCCGAUGCUCGGGAGUCCCUUUCCCGCCAGUUCCCGGUCCCCGGAGUCGUCUGGGUCUCCCGCGUGGGUUUGGCCCGGCUCCCCGCAGGGGUUUGGCCCGCCGCUCCUCCGGCCAGUCCCCCACCCCCUCCUCCUCCAUCCUCAGGCCCAGCCCCGCGGCGGGGCGGGGCGGGGCGUCGCUGCAUUGGGCCGGGAGCCCGGCCGCCGUGCUCUUAGGCGGGCCGUGGGCUGCAAAAGCUCGACCCCGCGCGGGCUGGGCUGGGCAUGGCACAGGGCUUGUGAGCCCAAACAGGGGCCGCUGCGAUGCCCGGGGGCGCCGGCGCCGCCCGGCUGUGCUUGCUGGCUAUCGCCCUGCAGCCCCUGCGGCCGCUGGCGGUGCGGGAGCCGGGCUGGAUGAGAAGAGGAAGUGAGGAAGGCAGCCUCUGGCCACAGCAUGAACUCAUAAUACCUCAGUGGAAGACUUCAGAAAGCCCCGUGAAUGAAAAGCAUCCCAUCAAAGCUGAGCUCAGGGUAACGGCGGAGGGGCAAGAACUGAUCCUGGACCUCGAGAAGAAUGAGCGUCUUUUUGCUCCAGACUAUACAGAAACCUACUAUACUCCAACUGGCAACCCUCAGACCACCACUCUGAAAUCUAAGGAUCACUGUUUCUAUCACGGGGUGGUGAGGAAGACAGAAGGGUCCAGUGUCACACUCAGCACCUGCCGGGGCAUUAGAGGACUGAUUACACUGAGCAGUAACCUCAGCUACAUCAUCGAGCCCCUCUCUGACAAUGCGAGCCAACACCUUAUUUACAGAUCUGAACAUCUCAAGCUGCCCCCUGGGAGCUGUGGGAUCAACCACCCGGCACCUACCACCAAGGGCUGGACUCCUUCGUUUACAAACCAGACCAAGAACCGACCUCGCAGGAUGAAAAGGGAAGAUUUAUACUCCAUGAAGUAUGUGGAGCUUUACCUCGUAGCAGAUUAUGCAGAGUUUCAGAAGAAUCGACGAGACCAGGAUGCCACCAAACACAAGCUCAUGGAAAUUGCCAACUAUGUUGAUAAGUUUUACCGAUCCCUGAAUAUUCGGAUUGCACUCGUGGGCUUGGAAGUGUGGACGCACGGGGAUAAGUGUGAAGUGUCAGAGAAUCCCUACUCCACGCUUUUGUCAUUCCUUAGUUGGAGGCGCAAGCUGCUUGUCCAGAAGAGCCACGACAAUGCUCAGUUAAUCACGGGCGUGCCCUUCCACGGCACCACCAUCGGCCUGGCCUUCCUCAGGACCAUGUGCUCCGUGCACCAUUCCGGAGGGGUCAGCAUGGACCACUCUGAUAACGCCAUUGGUGUGGCUGCGACCUUGGCCCAUGAAAUGGGCCACAACUUUGGCAUGACCCAUGAUGCCACGGGCUGCUGCUCUGCCAGUCCUGCUGAUGGCGGGUGCAUCAUGGCAGCUGCCACUGGUGACCCCUUUCCCAGAGUGUUCAAUGGAUGCAACAAGAAGGAGCUCGACAGGUACCUGCAGUCAGGAGGUGGAAUGUGUCUCUCCAACAUGCCCGACACCAGGACGCUUUAUGGAGGCCGCUGGUGUGGGAACGGCUUCCUGGAGGAUGGAGAAGAGUGUGACUGUGGGGAGGAAGAGGAAUGCAACAACCCCUGCUGCAACGCCUCCAACUGCACCCUGAAGGAAGGGGCAGAGUGUGCCCAUGGUGCCUGCUGCCACCAGUGCAAGCUGGUGGCUCCUGGCACCCUGUGCCGUGAUCAGGCCCAGCAGUGUGACCUUCCCGAGUUCUGCACGGGCAAGUCUCCCCUCUGCCCCACCAACUUCUACCAGAUGGACGGUACUCUCUGCGAGGGCGGCCAGGCCUACUGCUACAAUGGCAUGUGCCUCACCUACCGGGACCAGUGCCAGCAGCUGUGGGGGCCUGGAGCCCGGCCUGCCCCUGACCUCUGCUUUGAGAGGGUGAAUGAGGCAGGAGAUGAAUUUGGAAACUGUGGGAAAGACAUGCACGGUCGGAACAAGAAAUGCAGCACGAGGGAUGCCAAGUGUGGGAAGAUCCAGUGUCAGAGCUCUCGGGAGCUGCCGCGGGAGUCCAACGCAGUGGCUAUUGAAACCACCAUCAUCAUGAAUGGGAAGAAAAUCCAAUGUCGGGGUACCCAUGUCUACCGAGGUCCUGAAGAGGGUGACAUGCUGGACCCAGGACUGGUGAUGACUGGGACCAAGUGUGGCUACAACCAUGUAUGCUUCGAGGGACAGUGCAGGAACGCCUCCUUCUUUGAAACUGCAGAUUGUGAGCAGAAGUGUAACGGUCACGGGGUCUGCAACAACAACCACAACUGCCACUGCCACCCAGGCUGGGCCCCACCCUACUGCAGCACCCCCGGCCACGGGGGCAGCAUAGACAGUGGACCCCUGCCCAGCAACAGUAUUGGUCCGGUGAUCGCUGGCGUGGGCAGUGCCUUCUUCCUGCUGGUUACCCUUAUGCUGAUCUACUGCUGCAGGCAGAACAGAAAGCUCAACCAGUUCAAGCCCUCUGUUCUCCCAUCCAAGCUGAUGCAGCAGUUCAGCUGUCCCUUCAGGGUGUCUCCAAGUGGCGGAACUGGUCAUGCCAACCCGACUUUCAAGCUGCAGACACCGCAGGGCAAGCGAAAGGUGACCUGCUGCACCCCUGAACCCCCAAGGAAGCCCUCCCAGCCUCCACCCCGGCCCCCUCCAGACUUCCUGCAAGGCGGGGCUUUACCUGCACCACUGUUAGCCCUUCUAAACAGGACUGACAGCAGCUCUCCAGGGGUGACAUCUCAAGUAGAGAGAAAGGAAUCUUCCAGGAAGCCGCCACCAAGCCGGCCUGUGCCCCCAGCACCAAGCUACAACCUCUCCCAGGAUUUCUCCAGGCCUCGGCCGCCCCAGAAGGCGCUCCCAGCGAACCCUGUGCCCGGCCGAAGGAUUCCCCCCAGGCCAGGUGCCCCGCAGGCCCAGCAUCUGGUAGCACCUGCUCCCAAGUUCCCUGAGUACAGGUCACAGAGGACUGGGAGGAUGACUAGCUCCAGAAUCUAGACCCAUCUAGAGAGUUCUCUCUUGCCUCCACCACUCUGGGUGCCACGAGGAUUCAUGACCACCAUGGGAGCUGAAGAAGUGUGUCUGGCUGCCUCCGAGCUCCUCCUGGCUUUUUUCUGGAAACACCAAAUCUCCACAAUCUCUUCCUGAGUCAGGGCUUCUCCGUGUUCCAGAGGGACUGUAACCUGAUGGCUUCUAAGUGUUGGUCUGUGCAAUAUACAGCCCAGGGAGGGAGGGACACACACGUGAGGCUGAGCGGCAGCUUCUGUAUCCACCCUCCCAGCCCAGACUUCUGACGAAGAUGGCCAGGAUCGGCAGAGCUUUUCAGCCAAGUGGGAAAAGCCGUGCUCAGCCCCUCAGUCCUCAGCUGGGACUUAGCUUGGAGGAGCUUUCUGUGCAGGUCCCAUGGUGGAGGUACACAGGGGCGCUUCUGCUGCUUGUCUCUUUCAGCGGCCCCUGCUGGACAGAGGCUGGGCCCUAACCUUGCCCUUUUAGCUUUUAGGGAAAGAGGAAGGGUCCAGCCAGCCGUUGCUGUGGCCCUGCCCAGGGUUUGGCUGAGGUAACUGCCCCUGACUAUAUGGCUGCAUGUGACAAGCCAAGCCCCUUCCCCACAGCCCCCUUGGAUUCCCACAGCCCCUAUACAUGGGUCACUCUGACUCAGACAGGUACUAUUUGUAGGCAGUGUAGACAGUAGGGGGAGCCCCAAGCCUGGGCCUCCUCUGAGCCAUCAUGCCAAAGGUCAAGAGUCUUGGUAAUUCUUGGUUUGCUUUUUAUAUUCUGCUGUCUUUCCCAGUGUUCUGUGAUUCUGUUUUCUCCUUCCCCUCAAGCCCACUGAAAUGCAUGGUGCUUUGGUGAGUGGACCCUCAACAGUCCUGACUUUUUAGGGACCAGGUGCUUGUGACCUACGAGUCAGGGUCCUGCCUCAUGGAGUGGCAAUUGAAUUUCCUCCACUGGAUCCCAAGCGUGCUGAUCAGAGUGCACUUAGGGCACGGUUGUGGGAGUCCUACCUUUUCAGCUGUUGUAUUCGGCGACCUUAGCAGGGGGUGGGUCUACCUCCUUACUCCCUGGCCUACAUCUAGGUGAGGUCCUCCAGGAAUGGCAGCCCUCAUGGUAAAGGGAACAGACAUUCUUGGAAGCCCAGCUAUUUCAAAAGUGUGCACCGGGGAGCCUGUAUGUCCCUGAUGGCCUGCUUACUGUCCAGAGGUGGGACCAUUGUCUUUUGAGCAGAGAGGAGAGGUGUUUAUAACCAAGGGAGCUAUCAGAGACCCCCGGAGAUGACCGCCAUCCACAGCCAUAGUGGAACAGUUUGAAAUGGGGACCCCAUUCCCGCCUUCCCACCAAGGCUUCUGUUAUGUAUGUCCUUUAGUUCUCUUUCCUGACCCUCAGAGAAAGAGCAAGAGCUCUUAGCAGGUGGAAGACUGAGCUCCAGAGGACCCUGUCCUGCCUGGCCCCCAGAAGGAAGGCUCUGUGGUGUGCUGCUAGAUGGGACAUUUUUACAAAAUAGCUGGGGACCAUCCCCACCCCAAAGAGGUGCUGGGCUCUCCCGAGGUGAGCUGGCCUAACAUUCAGUCCUUUGAGGGUCUUCCAGGGCCCAUCCCACCUCCUACAGGAGCUCUUGAAAACCUCAAUACAGGGAGGAGGCUGUGCUUUUGAACCCCAACCCCAGGGCCUCCCCACAUGCUGAGCUAAGGUUCUCAGGUUUGUAGGCCAACGGGACUUGGAGGAUACAUGUCUGAGGGAAAAGGUGGGUGGGUUUAGAAAGAUCUCAGGAAAACGUGUUUCCUUCUCUCAGGGUGGUAGUGACGUUGAGGUCCUGUCUCCCUGGCACGGACCUCCUUGACCCCAUCCAAUCCCCUUUCUUGCUGCCAGGAGACAACCUCUCUUUUAAGCGUGUAGUAAACGUGCUUAAGUGUGCCUCAAAGCCGGGUCCCAGAAGAGGUGUCCUUUGCCACCCGUUCCCUAUAAACAAGCAAACUGUCCUUAUGCCCAGCUCUGUACCUCCUGGAAGUCGCCGUGGCCUGCAGAGCCUUCCUCCCUCCCAUCAGGAGCAGUGGCUCUGGAGGGACAAUGCACGGCCACAGUGACCGCAUGAGCCCUUAACCCUGAAAUCCACUGCCCCAGAACUGUAACAGGCAGUGUGCAGCUUGCAACACGUUCUCUUGCUUUUUCUUUUCUUGUUAUUUUAAUGCCGCCUCCAUCCCCGGAAGUUGUACUGUGACUGGAAGAUGGUAGAAUUCUUUGAUUUUGAUGGCAACUUUCUGGCAGCCAGUUCUGUUUACCAUUUUACACCUGGCUCUGUCCAGGGAGCUGGCAGUUGUUUUUCUGCAGGCCAGGGAGGCUGCCAGGGAGGAAGAGUGCCCAUUCUGCAUCCCCUUUUGCCUCACUGCCAAUGGGCUGCUGUAAGAUGUCAAAUACAGACACGAAGAUGUUGAGAUGUACAGGAACAGGGACUUUAUUUCAAAGGAUUAUUGCCAGAAGGGGAAUGAGAACUCUCCCAGAAGGAGAGGAGGGGACAGCUGCAGUAAGAAUGCAUAGACCCUUCAUCAAAUCUGCACACAUUCUGAAGCCCAGGCCAAAAAGGUCCUUUCUUUUAUUGGAAGGAAUUAACCUGUAUAGAAGGAACUGCAUCCAGGGUGUCACUGUGUGCCCGGUCUUUUUUGGUGGGGGGUAGAAGCUCUCUGUGAAAAGAUGUUUUUGGGUUAGGCUGCCUAUGGGCCCAAAUCCACCGUCCAGCGGGGAGGAGGGAGGCUUAGCUGAAGUCUGGGUUGUCCAGUUAACCCGUAGUUUGCUCAAGGUGAAGGCUAUAAAUCUUUUUAGAAGCUAAAUGGUUCUUCCUGCCAGUUUUACAACCCUGGAAUGUUUGUUUUAGGGGCCUGAAGCCAUCUCUGAAAUGUAAACCUCAGGAGAUAGAGCCCGUCUCUGCCUGUGUGGGAGGUUUAUCCUGGGCCCCUGGUCCUGGGUUGCAGCUACUUGCCUGCCCUAGAUUCCUUUUAGCUUUGCUGACUUUUAUGGUUAAGUAGAGCUCUCCCCAAAUGUGUGGUCUUAAUGUUCGCUGCAUUACAAUAGUCCCCCUCUUAUUGCAGUGCCCCCUUACUGCUUGCAAUAAUCCUUUUUAAGAAAGUCUCCUCUUCGGGGUGGCCUGAUUUGUUCUUACUUGACCAAAGGUGUGGAAGACUUAUAACCAGUUCUAAAAUCAGUCAUUGUGUUCAAUGCAUACGUAACAGUUCUGCCUACACCUAAGCAGGCCAGGGAAAUGCCAACUGGAAAGGUGUUCCAUUUCUACAGAAGCCUACUACGAAGAGGUUCUGCAGACUCCGAAGCCACGCCCCACCCACUCACCCCUCCCCCAGCCACCCCUUAGCAUCCUCUUGUGCAGCCAUCUAUUUUGUGUACGCGUCUGGGAUUCAGGGCAAUGUGAAUUUUCUUUUUAUUUGAGAGAUCAUUCAUGGAUUACGGAUCCUCUUCUCUCUUAUCCACCUAUUGUUUACAAAUAUUUGUACAUCUAUGCAAAAUACUUGAAUGGGCCAUGCUGCCUUUUUUUUUCUUAUUUGUAUUUAAUUAAAAUGAAUUGUUUGUCAUUUGAAGCUUUA
Molecule: messenger RNA, 7086 nt
Organism: Cavia porcellus (domestic guinea pig)
Lineage: Eukaryota; Metazoa; Chordata; Mammalia; Rodentia; Caviidae
Gene: Adam19
Product: ADAM metallopeptidase domain 19
Exons: 23
Coding region: 773-3496 (907 amino acids)
Biological process (GO): membrane protein ectodomain proteolysis
Molecular function (GO): metalloendopeptidase activity
Source: RefSeq, a predicted model, not a curated record